UUGGUGAUUUGCAGCUAUGCGAUUGCAUUACUGGAUCUCAUCUCAGCGGUGCUCUUUGCUAGUGUCUCAGGAAUGCUUUAUGCUCAGCACCAUCACUGGACAUCGCUGGCAGCCUUGAUCUUCUCGCUGAUGUGGAUGCUCAUCAUUCUGUUGCUGUUGGUUGGCAUCUAUCAGCGUAAUUUAACCUAUGUGCGAUACUGGCUGGUCUUCACCUGUCUCGGAAUUAUGCUGGAUGCCGUAUUGCUACUUUAUGGCUUAACCCUGGCUAUAUCUAUUAAUUGGGAGGGUGUUAAGAUUACAGUGCUGCCAUUUGUUGGGUUGGCUGUGGAAAUGACUUUCGUGUAUAUAAUUUAUGUAUUUUAUUUGGACAUGAUAAGUCGCGAGCAAUGGAUACCGGUGGCCAGGAGGUAUACAGGUGGCUGCAAUCAGCGGGAAGUCAAAGAUGCUUCGAGCAGUGAUAACACCAAACGCAAGGAACGAAAGCGACUCAAGAAGUUGUACAAGCGCGAGGAGAAAGCUGCUUUGAAGCAACUGGCACGCAAGUUGCGCAGAGGUCAAGUCUAGAAUGUAAUUUUAACGUUACAUUUAUUAAAUGAUGAGAAGCAGGCUUAGCUUUAAUUCGUCAAACUUCUUGAAAAAUCUC
Molecule: messenger RNA, 643 nt
Organism: Drosophila albomicans
Lineage: Eukaryota; Metazoa; Arthropoda; Insecta; Diptera; Drosophilidae
Exons: 3
Coding region: 73-564 (163 amino acids)
Source: RefSeq, a predicted model, not a curated record